AGGAACAUCUUUACGGCGAGAGGAAGCCUCAUAGAUAUGACCCAUGUAGUUCUGUGACAAUUGAACAAGCCCUGAUCAUUUAUGAUGCGAGUACGCCCAUUGGAGCCUCUUACAGGGCUGCAGCAGUACUUGCGGCUUCGCUCAGGCCUGCGCAGCUUGGCCUUGAGAAGGAAAGGUAACCGAGACAGAGACAUGGAGGGAAAAGGACACGACAUUUUAUGAAUGAAAAUUCUUUUCAGUCUUUUUUGGACUCUCCUCACGCUAGAAUUUGGUGAUAUGGAAGCUAGGAAAAACACGUCUUGUCACUGUAAGUGUAAGGAUGACAACAAGGACGAGUGACAGACUCCAUCAAUUGAGAUGACAUGACCACUUAUGCGCUUUUCUAUACGAGGUGGCAUCAAACAACCUAAGAACCCCACGCGUACUCGCUCUAAAAGUGUUGCGAGAGACGACAAAACGAGAGGUGCUGCUGGACAACAUAGCCAGGUCAAGAGAGCUCAGCGACAAUCUGGUGGCGCCUAUUCUCUUUAUGCCACUACAACCGAUUCUUGAGAACGAUCGCACCAACGUUUCUUCUGAAAUAGACGGGUGCAGAACGUCGCUCCACCAUACUCUCAGCAGUAGGCCUUCAUAGGGUAAGAAGCGACGUUCGUGAGGCAACGUUCUCAAUGAGUGUAGGGCCGUUCAUUUUGGCAGACGUUGUGGAAUUUGCGACGCCUCAAGCUGCUCUAAGCAUAGUGGAGCAGUGGCUCGGACCGAGCUCUGUGUUUUUAUGUGCGAUAUGGAACUAAGUAGGUUAUCGGUUCUUUGCCGCGUCUCUACUCGGGUCGCAACGGAAUCAGGCAGCGAUAGCUGUUACGUGGUUCGCAAAUGAAUGAAUGAAUAGGUUAGAAUAGUUGGCACAAGUAGAAGAAGGUAUGAGCAAGGGCGAGUAGCUUUUGGGGGCAUAAGCAUUUUUAUCAUCGUCGUUAUCAUUUUCAUCGCAGCUAUUAAGCACGAGGAGAAUACAACUUCUUAUUCUGUGCGAUAUAGAACUAGUUAGUUAGAGAAAGGUAUGAGAUGACAAAACAACUUUUUAUAUGCUGUACCCCGUCUUCAUCUUCUAAGUUCCGACCACUUUUUUCGAAGUUUUUCCGUUGACGAAGUGCGACUUGGGGUAGUAGGACGCUUGGCGAAUGUCGCAGCAAGAUUGUAUGUCUCCAUUUCCGACGCCGACACUAGACGCCAGCGGAACGUCGAGGUUGAUUCCAUAUGGACGAGGCCGAAAGCAGGAGGAGGCCAACGCGGCAACGUCGAUGUUGCUUCGACAUUGACAGGGCCCAAAAAAGCUAGCGCGACUGCUACCGAACAGGGAGAUCCACCUAGUCCCCCAAUAGAGACCACAAGAAUAACAUGUUGUUGCAGCGAAUUGGUUCAACGAUGUUGCGAUUUUCUCGUAACCACAUUUCUGGCCGAAGAAUCCCGCUCUCUUGCUGGUGAAAAAGAAAGGGGCAAAAGUGAGCCUGGAGGUGGAGAUGUUGGCUCACCUUGUAGAAGACGAUUAGACUUCUUGACAGAAUUUGCCUUGUGCAGUAAUGCAGCGCGUAAAAUACCUACGGUCAGACUGGAUGAGCCAUUCCUUGAAGCGGUUGGCACUCUUCUGGAGGAACCACAUUCAGGAGGAGCUGGCGCAAGCCCUAGAGUUUUCGCCAUGUUGCUAGACGGCUUACAAGAUUAUCAUGGGAUGGGGGAUGGGGCGUGCAAGAAAUUGUUCUUGAUGGGCACGAGUAGUCUGCAGAAGCAGCAGGCAGUGCAUGGGACUUCCGAAUCCUGGGGUAUGGAAGAAACAUGUGCCUGUUGCAACGUGGCAGCGAAAAUGAAGUUAUGGUCAACAUUUAGUGUCCAUCUUCCUCGGCAUCUCCGUACCCUUUUCCCUUGUAUUAUUCCUAUGAAAUGAUACAAGGGUAGUAAAGGGGCCAAGAUGAGGGGGCCGGGAUGCAAUCUAGCAGACUCUAACGAAGGAGUCAAAAACCAAGACAGCAGCCUCAGAUUUCGUUGAAGCCGCUUUAGCCAUGAUAGAGAGCCAGACGAAGAUUCUGGUACUCUCUGUAUUUGUGAUAGCACUACUUGGUUGUCGCACUAGUUUUAACAACGCCUGGAUGUGAUCACAGGCCAUUUCUUAAUUUUAAGGCUACCAAGCGAGCAUCCUCAACAUCAUCCCUGCCUCAUUUUCAAGAGGGAAAUGGAUCCAGGGAUGGUCUCAGGGAUGCACGUUGGUAGCUCUAAUAAUUAAUUCUGGAGAGGUUUACUCAUCACUGAGUCUACGUCAACAUAGGUGAUCUAGUACAGGGAAAGUUUAACGAUAUGUCUGCUCAAGGGAGAAAGAUCCGCACAUACAUUCGUACAUUUUUGCCCUCUGCCUAUCCACACAAUUCGACAGAAGAAGCUCACCCUAUCGAUCCAAACAAGAAAGCUGAAAAGAUCAAUAUUUAUGGCUGUAUUCACAUGAUGAGACAAAGAGAUACCAAAGGAAUUCCUCGUUUCGCUAGACUUUCUCGGAAGUUGAUGGCGGUGAACCUCUCAAAACAGUCUCUGACUCUUUCUUAAAUGUCGUUUUCCCAGGAAAAUUUAAAAUCUUCAUCUGCAUUCCUGUGCUAUAUUGAAGAUUUACUUCCGAUCUGAACUCGACUGAUUCCUCGAUAGAAGAGGUAAAGAUCAGACGUCUUCAAGAGGACAAUGUACUUACCAAUACCACAACAACUCAAAUUUGAAGAUCCCGACAUCCACCUCCGCCUUUUCAAAAGGGCCAACAGCCUAGCGUCGUGGUGUCUAGCAAGUUCUUCGUGAUGUGUAGUCCAACUACGCACGUGCACGUACGUUCUUAUGUACACGUACUACGUUGUGGACGCUCACAAGAUUGAUAAGGUAGCAGGCGCAUACUUCAAUGUGCUGUAGUUCAGCAUGAUGAGCAUUUUUCAAAACUUCUUCUCAUUUCUGAAGAAGAUUGAGCGAAACACAAUAUUGUCAUCUUUGCCCUGAUACUGUCUGGUGAAUGAUUACAGGUGAAUGAUUACAAGAGGUCGAAUCGUGAUCGAAAGAUGUUACAUUUUCGUGCUUCUCAAUGCUCCGAAGAUGAAUCUUCAUUCCAAACCUAACUUGUUCUCAAUCCAACCAAACCUACCGUCUGCUCUUCACCACGCUGCAGGAAUCGUGGGAGCCACGCGCUUUGGUAUCGCUCCUCCAUUCGACGGCAAGACUCGGCUUCGGUGCGCGGGCAGCGAUACUGCUCUCUCCGUCUCUGCAAAAUCGCGUACACGAUGAUCGAGAACUGAGCCUUGCAAUUCAUGUGCUUGGCAAGGGGAUGAGAGACGUUGACACGCAGAUUUUGAAGACAAAUAGAGCUUCUGGCGCAGAGGGCGACCAUCAAGGAGAUCAUCUCUCGUCAGAGAAGAUCAUGCUUCGCGACUUGGGUGUGUGCCUCCUGAACCGGUUCACUAUGCUGCUGCGCAAGACUUCGUCCGAAGAUGAGGCUUCAUCCUGCCCCAAAACGGCGCCCCUCCUGGUCUCACAGACGACUAUUGGAACAACUAUGUCGUCACCGAGGACUAUCUCUCCAAGAGACUGGGCUAACGCCGCUGAUGCAAUUUACUCUGGGGGACCAAUUUACUCUGGGGGACCGGUGUUUGAUAGUUGUAAAGCAGUAGGGGAGGUGGAUGAAGCACUGAAAAAUUUCAUGCGCGAGAGCUGUAAAGCUUUUUGCUGUAGGUCUACGACUGGGACAUGGGGACAGCCGUGGACUCCGGAGGAUGUAAUAGCUGCCGCAGUAGCCAUAGGAAGAUACGAGAACCGGUUUGCUGAUAUGGAAAAGCGUGAUGGAGGGAGUUCAAAAGACCGCGAAGGAGAUUCAAAAGGACGAGUUUCUAUACUAGACCGAGAAAGAGAUCCGACAAAAGAACGCCUCAAAUUAUUCGAACACGUGGUUGUGGAUUACUUUAGUAAAGCUUCUGAGGGAGGACAGGGACGUCUAAAAGAUCUUUCCCCCCAACAGAUUGCGGAUAUAAUUGUCGCUGCUGGCAAGCUGAGAACGAAAUCAACGAAAUUGACGGAAUUUGUGUUGUGUACGCUCGGAUUAGAGUUGAGGGGAAGAGUGAAUGAACCUCAAUUCUCUCCUCCACGCAACAGCACCUUAAAGAUUAGUGUACUGGUUAAUGUUUUAAAUGCUUUAACGAAAUUUCGGAUAGAAAUUGGGCUAGAGCUUUGUUCUGAAAACGGUAGUAAGAAACCUAUGCUACUAUCACGCAGUCAGCUAGUCGAUACGAUUUUAGAGCAUCUGACUUUCAUUGAUAACAGAAGUAAGAAAGAACAUAAGAAAAUAGAGAACCAAUUCUUGUCGGAAAGAGACCGCAAAACAGUUUGCAUUGCGUGUAAGCGGUUACGAGUUCCUCGGGAACGCUAUGCCUCUUUCAACAUUGUUUGACAACUACAAUAAAUAAGUCCUGGAUUCUACCGAAACGACGAAACGAAGAAAGUG
Messenger RNA from Amoebophrya sp. A25, 4510 nucleotides. The record is from the annotation of a GenBank genome assembly. Lineage: Eukaryota; Dinophyceae; Syndiniales; Amoebophryaceae.